Phodopus roborovskii (desert hamster) is the source of this 2921-nucleotide messenger RNA. RefSeq names its product guanylyl cyclase domain containing 1 (gene Gucd1). The coding region runs from base 130 to 849 and encodes 239 amino acids. The transcript is spliced from 6 exons. The record is from RefSeq and is a predicted model, not a curated record. NCBI's taxonomy places the organism in Eukaryota, Metazoa, Chordata, Mammalia, Rodentia, Cricetidae.
CGGCGGCGGCGGCGGCGGCGGAGGAGGAGGAGGAAUUCUACCCUCACUGGCUGCACUCGCUGCCCAGCAGAAGUCGCAGCUGCGAUCAGCUCCAGGCCGGGGCCAUGGGCGCCCUGCGCCACCCAGGUCAUGAGGACGGAGGCAGAGGCAGCGGGGCAGCCGCUCGAGCCUGGCGACUUUGUGCAGCUACCUGUGCCCAUCAUCCAGCAGCUAUACCAUUGGGACUGUGGCCUGGCCUGCUCUAGGAUGGUGCUCCGGUACCUGGGCCAGCUCGAUGAUGGGGAGUUUGAAAAUGCCCUGCAGGAGCUGCAGCUGACCAGGAGUAUCUGGACCAUUGACCUGGCCUACUUGAUGCGACACUUUGGUGUGAGACACCGCUUCUGUACCCAGACUCUGGGUGUUGACAAGGGCUACAAGAACCAGUCCUUCUAUAGGAAGCACUUUGACACAGAGGAGACCCGUGUGAACCAGCUGUUUGCACAAGCCAAGGCCUGCAAGGUGCGAGUGGAGAAAUGCACAGUGAGUGUGCAGGACAUCCAAGCACACCUGGCCCAGGGCCACGUGGCCAUCGUGUUGGUGAACUCCGGGGUACUGCAUUGUGACCUGUGCUCCAGCCCUGUCAAGUACUGCUGCUUCACUCCCAGUGGACACCGCUGCUUCUGUCGUACCCCUGACUACCAGGGCCACUUCAUUGUUCUGCGUGGCUACAACAGGGCUACUGGUUGUAUCUUCUAUAACAACCCAGCCUAUGCUGACCGGAUGUGCAGCACCAGUGUCAGUAACUUCGAGGAGGCCAGAACCAGCUAUGGCACAGAUGAGGACAUCCUCUUUGUCUACCUGGACAGCUGACAGCAGGAGCCUGGCAUGUCAGCUCCUGAGACCCUGUGUCCUACCUGAGCCAGACCCACUCAGGACACCCACACCUGGGGCUGCUGAGGCUGAGGUUCAGAACUGUAGUCUCAGCCUGCUUGACAGAGCCCUUCGGAACUCCGUGGCCGCUUUGUCCACCAAUGUCAUCAGGCCACUUACCCCAAACCCCUUCUAGUUGCUGGAGACAACCCAAGAGCAUCUAAGGGGAGUAUCUCUGAAGACCCUAAGUCUGACUCCAGAGGAAGACCUCACGUCUGACUUCAGCUACGCCCAAGGCUAAGGGAGAGGCAGGAACCCUGAGAGAGAAGUGUGUUUGGGGAAAGCACAUCCAAAUUCAGGCCUGUUGCUCUGGGCCACUCUAAGCCCCAUCGUAGAUGCUAUCACUGCUCUCUCCUGCCUGCAGUGGACUCAGGUCUCUGGGACUGGUUAGGAGGCCUUGUUACCAUGCAGCAUAAGCAUACCUCAUGGCUACUCUGAGGCCCUCUGACCCCUGGGAUGCUAACACCUUAGCUUCUAGGUACCCUCCUAUAGAAUGGAAAGCCUUUAGGAGUGGGCAGGGCUGAGUGGAUGACAGCAGAGAGAGGUUCCAGGAAAAGGGUGCUGACAAGAGACUUCCCCAGAGAGCCUCCUGGGGAAUAUCCACGAGGCCUCCUGACACCAGCUUGACUCUCCACAGCUCUAUCUGACCUCUGAGUUGGAGCCUUUUGAGGAUGGGUGCUAGAGGGCCCGUGCACCUAAAACAGCAGGCAGCAUCCCGGCCACCCUGGUGUUCAUACCAGGGGCAUUUGUACAGAAUCCUGGGUCUCUUCAGUUCUGAAGAAAGGCAAUGCCAGUGUCACAUAGGCCAGCAGGUAGCAUCAACUGAAGCUGGUUUCUUUGUCUUCUUUUUGCUCUUGGUAGCAAGAGUGUUGUUUUAUUGAGACUUCAAUUUCCACUGUGUGGGGAGUAAGACAAUAAUAGAUACAGGUACUUUGAAACCACUAGUGCUUCUUUACAUAGGGCGGAUAGGCCAGUCCGAGUUCUUAAAAAGAUGACUGCCCUGGCCUGACCAGCAGUCCGAGUGGUGAAGCUGCACCAAAGACACAAGUGAAUGGGUCAUUCCCAAAGAGACUAGGGAGCUCACUCCUCAUGGUACCCCAACAGCCCCUCGCUGUCCCCUCACACCAGGGGCCUUGGUGUGUCAGUGUCAAGGCAUGACAUGGCAGUAGCUGCUUCCCCUACCACUAGCUGACCCCUCACGGCAGUUUGAGGGACAGAGGUGGUCUGUGUUUACAAUGGCAGUCAGACCACUCAACCAUAUUAGCCCUCAAUAUGAGAUGAAGCCUUGGAUGGAAAGGAGGUGCUGUUGGCCAGGCAGCCACUCUGGGUUUCAGAGACUAGCACUGGUUUCUGGUCUCAUUCCCAUUGCCUUAAUGUUGAGUAGCCCAGGGCUUCAAGGAACUCUGGCUCCAAGCUCAGGAGUACCACAUAGCAGCUAUGGGUAUGGGUGUCCUCGAAGAGGUUCAGGCAUUAUUGUUGAGACUAGCUGAUAGGAGGAAGUAAAGCCUUCCUAACGACUGGAUGGGAUAAGGCAUGGUGCAGAGGCUCAUGGGUGCUCAUGGGAAGUGGCUUCCAUAGAAGGUGGUCAUCUUUAACCAUCUAGGACAAUUAAAAAUACUCAGCCCCUGGGCCCAGAUAAUGGCGCCUUCAGGACAGGGCACAAAUUAGAGUCCACCAGUCAGUAAGAACAACACGAGAGCUGCUGUCUUCAAGAUCGCCUACCUGAGGAGGGUCACAGAGGCAGUGUCACCAGGCACUCCGUGUUAUAGUGCACUAGUCAUGCAAAUGGGCUUGAGAAAGCCUUGGCAUCAGAGACUUGCCCACAGCAUGCAACACCCACAACUUCUCAGCUUCUCAUGCCACCCAGGGUGGGCUCUGAGGCCACAUGGGGACUGUAGACGGUUUUGUUCACUCUAGCCACAGGAGGAUGAAAGGGAUUUUGCAUAGCAGGAUUUUCUACAUAAAUAUAUUUUGUUUGUAAUGAGCCAUUCUCAAUAAAUAUUCUCACUGUA